Molecule: messenger RNA, 594 nt
Organism: Brugia malayi
Lineage: Eukaryota; Metazoa; Nematoda; Chromadorea; Rhabditida; Onchocercidae
Gene: Bma-gfl-1.1
Product: putative 26.0 kDa protein in CYB5-LEU4 intergenic region, putative
Exons: 4
Coding region: 1-594 (197 amino acids)
Biological process (GO): regulation of DNA-templated transcription
Source: RefSeq, a predicted model, not a curated record
AUGGAACGUGUAAAAGAUAAAAUAUUCAUUCGACCAAUUGUUUAUGGUAAUACUGCCCAUUAUUUGGGUAAAAAACGCGAAGAAGAUGGGCAUACACAUGAAUGGACAGUAUUCGUGAAACCUUACUACAAUGAAGAUCCAUCAAAAUAUAUUCGAAAAGUACAAUUCAAAUUACACGAUUCAUAUGCUAAUGCAACACGAAUGGUCGAAAAACCGCCAUAUGAAGUGACCGAAACAGGUUGGGGCGAAUUUGAGAUUCAAAUUCGAAUAUAUUUUGUCGACGUUAAUGAAAAACCGGUAACAGCGUUCCAUUAUCUUAGGUUAUUUCAACCACAAGUUACACUUCCCAACGGCAAAACGAUGGUUGCUGCAGAAUAUUACGAUGAAAUUGUAUUUCAAGAACCUACAAUGUCAAUGUAUAAAGUGUUAUCGCAUUUAGAGGGACGCAAAGCUGAACCGAGACGUUUUCAUACUGACUGUAUGUCUUUCUCGAUUGUUAAAUUCUUUUCCUUUUUUUUUGAUUUCUCCUUUUGUACUUUUUUUUUAUAUCUCUGUGGAAUCAAUGUAAAAAGCAAUUCUUUUAAUAUUGAUUAA